Molecule: messenger RNA, 764 nt
Organism: Apaloderma vittatum (bar-tailed trogon)
Lineage: Eukaryota; Metazoa; Chordata; Aves; Trogoniformes; Trogonidae
Product: MAM domain-containing protein 2-like
Exons: 4
Cellular component (GO): membrane
Source: RefSeq, a predicted model, not a curated record
GUCACUACAUGUAUGUGGACUCUGUUUACGUCAAACAUUUUCAGGAAGUGGCCCAGCUAAUCUCACCAAAGACCACCGCACCAAUGUCUGGCUGCUUAUCUUUUUAUUAUCAACUUAAGCAGGAGAGUAGCAUUAUUUUUACUGUUUACUUGAGAGACAUGAAUGGCUUUUAUGACGAGAUCUGGAAAACAGAAAGUGCGCUAAGCACAGACUGGGCACUAGCAGAAGUGGACUUCAAUGCACCAUACCCCAUGGAGGUGAUAUUUGAAGUUGCUUUCAACAGUGCCAAGGGAGGUUAUGUUGUCCUUGAUGAUAUUUCUUUCUCUCCGGUUUACUGCAGCAAUCAAACAGGAACUCCUUUCAAUCCUGCCAAGGUAGCCUGCGAUUUUGAGGAAGAUCUGUGUAAUUUUUACCAGGAUCACAAAGAUGGCCCAGGAUGGAGCAGAGUGAAAGUGAAGCGUAAUGUGUAUAGAGCAGGAGAUCACACUACUGGGUUUGGUUAUUACUUGCUGGCGAACACAAAGUUUACAUCACAGCCUGGCUACAUUGGACGUCUGUACAGCCCAACACUGCCAGGAAACCUGGAGUUUUGUCUGCGUUUUUACUAUGCCUUAUAUGGGUUUUUCCAAAUGAGUGGCACUCUUGCUGUUUACAUCUUUGAGGAGAAUCACGUAGUACAAGAGAAAAUCUGGUCCGUCUUGGACUCUCCAAAGGGAGUUUGGACUCAAGCUGAAAUCUCUUUCAAAAAGCCUAUGCCUUGCAAG